AACGAUUUCUUCGUCCUGCAGAAGAGCAUGAAGGAGGACUCCCCGAACCCCACGCUCAAGGCGAUAGUCGCCCUUCUGAAGCUAGGGGACUGGGACCCGGACGUCUUCUACAAGUUUCGCGAGACCAUCCUCAAUCAAGUCCCCACCGCUGGCCAGAAGCUGCGGAACGACCUGUGCCGAGGCGUGCCCCGGGUGUGGGAGCACCACUACAUGCUCGAUCGGGACAAGGACAUCGCCUUCGAGAUCGGCAGAUUCUACUACGGAAUCCGGGAAUACGAACGGGCCUU
Messenger RNA from Nannochloropsis gaditana CCMP526, 287 nucleotides. Its product is annotated as tetratricopeptide repeat family protein. The record is from RefSeq and is a predicted model, not a curated record. The transcript has a single exon. The annotation marks the transcript as partial.